GCAGCCUUACUCAAACGCUUCCUUCUUCUUCAUCCCUCCAAUUCCAAUGCCGCGCGCUCUCCUCUCCCUUUCUCUUCUCCUCCUCAUCCUCGCCGCCGUCUCCCACGGCGGCGAUCAUGCUGCUAAUGAUGAGCCGUCAUCGUCGGAGAGCGUUAACCUGAGGGCGAAUGCACUGAUUCUGGUGAAGAUCUACUGUCUGAUUCUGGUGUUUGUCGGGACGUUCAUCGCCGGCGUGUCGCCUUACUUCUUGAAGUGGAACGAGACGUUUCUAGUGCUGGGAACGCAGUUCGCCGGCGGAGUGUUUCUAGGGACGGCGAUGAUGCAUUUUCUGAGCGACUCGAAUGAGACGUUUGGGGAUUUGACGAGCGUGGAGUAUCCGUUCGCGUUCAUGCUGGCGUGUGCGGGGUAUUUGAUGACGAUGCUGGCCGAUUGUUUGGUUUCCUAUGUGUAUGGAAAGGGGGCGAGUGGUGGUGAGGGAGAUGUCGAGCUUCAAGCAAAUAUGCAAGGAAAAAGCUGUAGCAAUGGCGGACAUUCACAUUCUUUGGCUCAGGUUCAGACUGGCAAAGAUGGCAAAGAAGUCCACUCCGUAAAUUCCCCUCUGAAAACUGCCACAUCGCUCGGGGACAGCAUAUUACUCAUCUUUGCACUGUGUUUCCACUCUGUUUUCGAGGGCAUCGCAAUUGGAGUUGCAGAGACCAAAGCCGAUGCUUGGAGAGCUCUAUGGACAGUCUGUCUCCACAAGAUAUUCGCAGCCAUUGCAAUGGGAAUAGCUCUCCUCCGGAUGAUUCCAGACAGACCCCUCCUCUCCUGUGCAGCCUAUGCCUUUGCAUUUGCCAUUUCUAGCCCAGUUGGUGUGGCCACCGGUAUUGUCAUAGAUGCAACCACCCAGGGCGCUGUGGCUGACUGGUUAUUCGCCAUAUCAAUGGGGCUAGCAUGUGGGAUCUUCAUCUAUGUCUCAAUAAACCACCUACUGUCUAAGGGAUACACUAGUCAGAAGACAGUUCCCUUUGACACCCCCAACUACAAGUUCUUAGCAGUGUUGUUGGGCAUGGGGGUAAUCGCGGUUGUGAUGAUCUGGGACACCUGAGCUCAUCUUGAAGUGUGUUCCUUCAAUCAUAGAAGCUGCAGGGAGGAUAGCCAAGAGUACAGAGGAAGGAGCUUAGAAAGGUUACUUCUUGAUCCCACCUCGUUUAAACAAACCCACUUUUUUCUUUUGAAUGGGAUCUCUAGACGCAUAUACCAUAAGUAUAAUAGUAUUUAGACAAGUGAAAUGAUAUUGGGUAUCUGAUGAGAAAAUGGAGGGCAAAAUAUUCUGAUACCGGCUCCUCAAUGCUCUGUAACAUAUUUUGUAUUAUGUGAAAUAUGACUUCAUCUUCAUGGAUCCA
Vitis riparia (riverbank grape) is the source of this 1385-nucleotide messenger RNA. RefSeq names its product zinc transporter 11-like. Gene Ontology annotation, cellular component: membrane. The transcript is spliced from 3 exons. The record is from RefSeq and is a predicted model, not a curated record. Gene Ontology annotation, molecular function: zinc ion transmembrane transporter activity. Gene Ontology annotation, biological process: zinc ion transmembrane transport. Lineage: Eukaryota; Viridiplantae; Streptophyta; Magnoliopsida; Vitales; Vitaceae. The coding region runs from base 47 to 1087 and encodes 346 amino acids.